This is a messenger RNA of Seminavis robusta, 978 nucleotides long. The record is from the annotation of a GenBank genome assembly. NCBI's taxonomy places the organism in Eukaryota, Bacillariophyta, Bacillariophyceae, Naviculales, Naviculaceae.
AUGUCUCCUCCCUUCGAAUUUCUUCUGUUGGCUGACAAUCACCACCUUUCGAUCCAAGGCAUUCUACCUUAUGUUGGCGUUGGACAGUAUGCCUUUAUUGGAUCAGUCAACAAGAAGAUGAAUCAACUGUACAAAGAGUACUGCAAAAUUGAACUCAACAAGAAUCCAAGCAAGGUUAAGACUGACCCUGGAGGGUAUGCUCGCAGUCGCUCUUCGGAAAGCACCGACACUUUUUGCUGCGAAACAUUCUGCAAUCAGCCACGUGCAGAAUACUGGCUCAAGGACAAUUCCAGCAAUAAGAUGCCUCAUCGUCAUAAUGUUUGUGCUGCCAUUGCCAAAAUUGGAGAUAUGAUGGUCAUGAAAUGGGCAUGGCAACAAGGAUUUGAUUGGAGUGAGCGGACAUGUGCUGGAGCAGCUAGAAAUGGACACAUGGAAAUGCUCCAAUGGUUAAGAGAGAAUGGUUGUCCAUGGAAUGGAGGGACAUGUGCCUAUGCUGCUGGAAAUGGCCAUUUGGAAAUUGUAAAGUGGGCUCGUGCAAAUGGUUGUCCAUGGGAUUAUCACACAUGUGCCUAUGGUGCUGGCAAUGGUCAUUUGGAAAUCCUAGAAUGGGCUCGUGCAAUUGGUUGUCCAUGGAAUGAUCACACAUGUGGGGCUGCUGCUGGAAAUGACCACUUGGAAAUUCUAAAGCGGGCUCGUGAAAAUGGAUGUCCAUGGAAUGCAAGGACAUGUGAGGCUGCUGCUCAAGGUGGUCAUUUGGAAAUUUUGAAGUGGGCUCGUGCAAAUGGUUGUCCAUGGAAUGCAGAUAUAUGCUGGUAUGCUGCUGCAGGUGGACAUUUGGAAAUUUUGAAAUGGGCUCGUGCAACUGGUUGUCCCUGGAAUGCAUCAACAUAUCGAGUUGCCUGCGGGAAGAACCACAGUGAAGUGAUCCAGUGGCUACGUGACAAUGGCUGCCCCGGGUCUCGUGAUGAGAGACACUAA